UAGUGCAUUCGGCAAACUUGGCGAUAUGAGUCUAAGUGUAAUUCUAGGAUUCAAUUAACCAAGGCGAAUUUCUUUAACAAAACUGGCUCCUGGGGAUUUAUAUUCUUCAGUUGUGCUCGUUUAGUUGAAACGAAAGGUCGAAAAAAGCAACGAAUAUAAACAUGGCGAAAGUUUGCAUGAUUAUCUUGGUUCUUUUGGUAGCUACAAGCGUUGUUAUGGGUCUCGACAAUAACUGCCCAUUAUCAAGUAAGAUGACCUCAUGCUCUCCCAAAUGCAAGGACGAUUCCGAAUGCUUUGGUAGAAAAUGCUGUCCAAACGUUUGCAAUGCUAAAUCCUGCGUACCCGAGCAUUUACGCGAUUCCAACAAAUCUGACGGCUAUAAAAAUCAAAACGCCAAAUCUGCUACAGGAAGCUACUGUGGUAAUGUGAAAUGUAAUGCAUAUGAAAAAUGCGAAAUUGACAAAUCUACCAAGAGACAACGCUGUAUGAGACAAUAAACAAAUAGAUUUUAGAGAUAAAAUAGAUAUUUUAUUUAACAAAAAAGGAAAUUUUAUUGUGUGGUUAUUCACAAUGUAUCACAAUAUAUUUUUGGAAAAUAAAAUUAUGUAAAAUUAUA
Molecule: messenger RNA, 616 nt
Organism: Sitophilus oryzae (rice weevil)
Lineage: Eukaryota; Metazoa; Arthropoda; Insecta; Coleoptera; Curculionidae
Product: WAP, Kazal, immunoglobulin, Kunitz and NTR domain-containing protein 2
Exons: 4
Coding region: 162-497 (111 amino acids)
Source: RefSeq, a predicted model, not a curated record